AUGAAGAUUUCCGCUAUCAUCGGUACUCUGAUGGCCGCCGGCCUGGUUGCUGGCGCACCUCCUGCAGAGCGUCCUUCCGAGAUCUCUGAGCAGCUGCCACCGCCACCUUCUGGAACUGCUUCCCCUCCACUUCCUCAGCAGCAGGAGAAUAACAACAACAAGCGUGGAGAUGUCCUUCCACCUCCCCAGACCACCGACGUCCCUCCACCUCCUCAGAAGACCGAUGGCCCUCCCCCAAAGGACGAAAAGAACACCAACAAGCGUGAUAACGAUGUCCCACCUCCUCUGAGUAGCGAUGUUCCUCCUCCGCCUCAGAAGACUGAUGGUCCCCCUCCUAAGGAGGGCCAGAGUGACAACAACAAGCGUGACGAGACUCCUCCCCCUCAGAGCAAUGACAUCCUUCCUCCACCCCAAAAGACCGGCGGUCCUCCUCCCAAAGAGGGUCAGAGCGACAACAACAAGCGUGAUGAGACUCCUCCCCCUCCUCAGAGCAGUGAUGUCCCUCCUCCACCCCAGAAGACCGGCGGUUCUCCUCCCGAGGAGGGUCAGAGCGACAACAACAAGCGUGACGAGACUCCUCCCCCACCCCAGAGCAGCAACGUCCCUCCCCCACCCCAGAAGACGGAUGGUUCUGCCCCCAAGAAGCCUACUGAGUUUCAGGCAUAA
Messenger RNA from Penicillium odoratum, 666 nucleotides. RefSeq lists its product as uncharacterized. NCBI's taxonomy places the organism in Eukaryota, Fungi, Ascomycota, Eurotiomycetes, Eurotiales, Aspergillaceae. The transcript is spliced from 2 exons. The record is from RefSeq and is a predicted model, not a curated record. The coding region runs from base 1 to 666 and encodes 221 amino acids.